Messenger RNA from Protopterus annectens (West African lungfish), 984 nucleotides. It is a transcript of the gene TMEM18, whose product is annotated as transmembrane protein 18. NCBI's taxonomy places the organism in Eukaryota, Metazoa, Chordata, Ceratodontiformes, Protopteridae. Gene Ontology annotation, cellular component: nuclear membrane. The transcript is spliced from 5 exons. The record is from RefSeq and is a predicted model, not a curated record. The coding region runs from base 130 to 588 and encodes 152 amino acids.
ACAACAAAAGACGUAAAACAUGCGACAAUUCGGUGCAAACCACAGGCAAAGCUACCUGUUUGUUUUCAAUUAGGAAGAUGAUGGGAUUGGUGUGAAUAGGUGACGUGGAAGGUUUUAUUUACUAGUACGAUGGAUACGCAGCCAAAAUUUAAUCAUACCGCAUUCCCUUUUGAUGCUGUUAAGCAUCUAAGAAUAACAUCAUUAUGGAAAUAUCUUCUCUCUAUUGAUUGGACUGAACCAUGGCUAAUUGGUCUUGUGGUAUUCCAUGCAGUUUGCCUCCUAAUCACCUUAGUUUCCUUCAAAUUUUACAGACUUCAGGUUGCUCACUUUCUUAUCAUGGUGACAUUAGUAUUCUGUGCUGAAUAUAUCAAUGAGUUUGCUGCAAUGAACUGGAGGUUGUUUUCAAAAUACCAGUAUUUUGAUUAUAAGGGAAUGUUCAUUUCAGUGGUAUUUUCAACCCCUAUGCUACUGAAUGCUGCUGUUAUUGUGAUUGCUUGGGUAUACAAAACCAUAACAGUUAUGGGAGAAUUGAAAACCAUACAGAUGAAAAGAAAAGCAAACAGAGAAGGCCGAAAAAAAGCAGAAUAAUUUGUUCUGAUCUUAGUGCUUUGCUUGUGCCAGCUUUCAACUGUGUUUUUAUUAAAAGUCUUCCAUGAAGAAAACACAUUCCUUGCUUGACUUAUGGACAGAAAUGUCUCCGUAUUGAAAAAAAAAAAGAUUUUAUUAUUCCUUGUGCUAAGUAAGCCAUAAGCUGUAAUGAUAAGUCCUGUAGUAUUGAACUAAAGUGGACUGGUGAAGUGACUUUGACCAGUUCUUCUUAACUGUUACAGUACACUUUCAUUUGAUUGUAAAGUUGCAGUUAAAGGAGAUGUUUUAUAUUUGUUUUUCUUUUGCUAUACAUACAUUCAGUGUUUUCCUAGCUAUAAGUAAACACUUUCAUAUAUGCGAAAUGAACUUUAAAAAAAUAAAACCAUUUCCAUCUAA